UUUAUAUAUAGUUUAAACAUGAAGAAAACACAACUGUUCUUCAUAACUUUAAGUUAUUUUUGUACAUGUUCUCUAAUUAAAUGUCAAUCUUAUUAUGAAUACGAUACAGAAGAAGAUACAGAACCUACAAUAGAAGAAUUCUAUCUGCCACCAUCAACUUAUUUCCGUGUUAAUAUUGGCGAAGAAAUCAAAUUAUCAUGUGAUAUUAACUUGAAAAACAAUGAAGACUUUUCAGAAAGUAACUAUUAUAGAAUCUGGAAAUUAGAAAACGAAAUAAUUUUUUCAAACGGAAUUAUGACCAGCACUCACAGGAACAUCAAAGAAAAUUCGAAUGGAACCCUUAUCGUCAAAGUAACAUCAAAAACGUUGGAAAAAUACUACUGCGAGGUUAUAUCGCAUACAAAUACAAAGAAGGUUGUUGUAUACACUUUGGAUUCUAGAAAACCUAUUUUAAGUUCUGGAAGUCGUUUUAAUACAUCUUUAAACGUGUGUUUUGUUUUUUUGUUAAUAAUGUUGAUUAAUAAAUUGUGAAUAUAAAUCCAUUGUGUUUAAGCGCUGUUUUUCUAGAAAAAUAUAACUAAAGGUUAAGCUAUGUCCAAACAUUUUGGAGACACCUUGUAUAUUCCAUUUUUGAGCAAUAUUUACCUGAAGAAUGUCCCCGAAGUCUCCAAUUUAUAUCUCGAACUUAAAUAAAUCAUCAGUUUUAAUCACCUAACACAAAUAUUCUAUUCUAAUAACAUAUAAUAGAUCACAACCUUCCGAAAAAAAAGUACUUUCCCAAUACCGCACAAUCGACAUUCAAACCAUUUUUUACAAUCGGCGCGGGGGAACAGGAGCCAAGAGGGGGCCAUCCUCAUCUGUACUUUGCACAAGAAGUGGCUGGCCAACCUAAGCGGUAUAAAAGUCAUUGAUGAAAUCAAAAAGGCAUCCAGUUCUUUGCUUUUUGCAUCAAAGACACAAUCAGAGAAUUGCUAUGAGACCAUUGAUAACACUGUCAAUCUUAGUCCUUGCUGCAGUGGCAAUAAAUGCCGAGGCCAAGGAGAAGAAAACAGCUCCAGCUGAUGAUAAGAAACAAACAAAACGUGGCCUCCUCAGUUUAGGAUACGGUUAUGGUGGCGAUUUCGAUAACGGCUACCACGUAGGUCAAGGGGGAUAUGGAAUUGAUGGAGGAUACUCUAUAGGGUUUGGCGCCCUUGAUUUAGGACAUACCACAUCUGUAGAACGAACUAUUACUUUAGUAAAAGGAGUACCUGUGCCAUAUCCGGUAGAAAAACACAUCCCAUAUCCAGUUACUAAACACGUUCCUUACCCAGUUAAAGUAUUGGUACCACAACCUUACGCAGUAGAAAAACCAGUACCAUACCCAGUAAAAGUACCAGUUAAAGUAGCUGUACACGUACCACAACCCUACCCAGUUGAAAAGAUCGUCCACGUACCUUACAAGGUACAUGUAGACAGACCUUACCCAGUUAAAGUACUCGUACCACAACCUUACCCAGUAGAAAAACACAUUCCUUAUCCAGUGAAAGUACCAGUUCCUCAGCCCUAUCCAGUCGAGAAACGCGUACCUUACCCAGUGAAAGUACCAGUACAUGUCCCACAACCUUACCCAGUAUACAAACAAGUACCAUAUCCAGUGAAAGUACCAGUCGACAGACCUUACCCAGUUCACGUUCCUCAACCUUACCCAGUACACGUAAUCAAGAAUGUUCCAGUACCAGUUGAAAAACCAGUACCUUACCCAGUAAAAGUACUUGUUGAUAGACCUGUAGGAGUUCCUGUAGACAGGCCUUACCCUGUACCCGUUAAAGUACCGUAUCCAGCACCUUACCCAGUAGAAAAAGCAGUACCAUACCCUGUUGAAAGACCGGUACCUUAUCCUGUCAAAGUUCCAGUAGACAGGCCGUACCCUGUAGCUGUAGAAAAGCCAGUACCUGUGCCAGUCGAUAGACCAGUACCGUAUGCAGUUAAAGUGCCAGUUGCUGUACCAGUACAUUCUCACCAAGGUCAUCACGAUGGAGGUUAUGAAGGAGGUUACGAUGGAGGUUACGGUGGAGGUUACGAUGGAGGCUAUGAUGGAGGUUACGAAAGUUACGGUCACAAAUAGAAAAUUUCGUAGUGAUUCACACUGUGUGUGCCUUUUGCAAGUACCUAUCAAUCUGUAAAAACACUAUUUAUAUUUUUCCUCUUAAGUUACCUGUUCUUAAAUAAUAAAACCUGUUAUAUUUUUUGUAAAAA
Molecule: messenger RNA, 2238 nt
Organism: Psylliodes chrysocephalus
Lineage: Eukaryota; Metazoa; Arthropoda; Insecta; Coleoptera; Chrysomelidae
Source: the annotation of a GenBank genome assembly